GAGAGAGAGAGAGAGAGACAUAAAAAACCAGAACCUCCAAAAAUCAAAAGAGCAAAUUGCUAAGUUGGAGCCCCCACACCCCACCUCACCCCUCCGUUAUAUUCAUCAGAAUCAAUUCAAUAAGAAACUCUCUCUUUGUCCCAUGCGUUUCUUCAAACACCAUUUCCUCCUUUAAUCUCUCUUUCUCUCUCUCUCUCUCUUCUACCUUCUCUCAUUCUUUCUCAAAAACUACCAACCCAAAUAAUCACAAAAAACAUGGCAUCCGGGUUCACGGGUGGUGGGGCCCCAGACUUCUUCACCGGCCGAUCCACGAACCAAGCUCCGCAACCCUCUUACCGAUCCAACCUCCCGGGGCUAUUUCUCGACCCAUCGACCCAGAUCGCUCGCCAUCAACAACAACUACAACAGCACCCACAACAGCCUCAUACAAUAAUCGGAAAAAGAAAUCUCUCCGACUACCAAGCCCACCAGUUUCAGAACCACCAAGCUGGGCUCAAUGGCUUUUUCUACCGCAACGUUAAGCCUCGCCCUUUUCAACACACCUCUCCAAUAUCGACGCUCUCACCCAUAGACUUUUCCGCCGCAUCAACAACUACCACUUCGCCUCUAGAAAGGUUUGGCCUUCCAAUCUUACAGCAAUUUCGUCCUCAGCCAAUUUCCAUCGGAAACAGAAUUGUCACUACAAACACCAACACCAACACCACUCAGGCCUUGCCUGGCGUUCCGUGUGUCAGUACGUCGUCGUCCCAUGUUUCGGAGCAGAAGAUUAUGAAUGAUCGGCUUCAGGAGCUGGAGAAGCAGUUAUUAGACGACGACGACGACGAUGUGAACGAGGAAGAAAACGACGCCGUUUCGGUGAUCACCAACGCUAACAGCGAGUGGACCGAGACGAUUCAGAACCUGAUGAGUCCGACGAGUCAGAAGCCACCAAUCUCGCUCUCGCCAACUUCGUCUUCUUCGUCCACGUCUUCAUCGUCGGUUGCUUCGCCGAGUUCGGCUUGCUCGAAACAGUGCAUAAUCGAUGUUGCGACGAACAUUUCGGAGGGCAAAAGCCAGGUCGCGUCGGAGAUCCUCACGCGCCUGGAUCGGUUCUCGAAUCCCAAAGGGAAUUCGGAGGAGAGGCUGAUGAGUUGCUGGGUGUCCGCUUUGAAAUCCCGAGUUAACUCGGUCGAGAACCCACCUCCCGUGGGUGAGCUUUUCAAUAAAGAAAACGUCGAGUCGACUCAGUUGCUGUACGAUAUGUCGCCGUGUUUCAAGCUUGGGUUCAUGGCUGCCAACCUCGCAAUUGUCGAAGCUACAUUAGAUGAGUCCGAUGCUAAAUCGGACAUUAACAACCGCGGUAACAAAAUUCAUGUAAUUGACUUUGAUAUUGGGCAAGGUGGUGGUCAGUAUGUUUAUCUUCUCCACGCGCUCGCGGCGCGUCAGAACGGGAAGCCCUUCAUUGUAAAGAUCACAACUGUAGCAGCGGAUAAUAGCUCCCAAGAGAGGCUAACGAAGGUUGGGAACGCACUGACUCAAGAAGCGAAGAAAGUUGGGGUUUGUUUCACAUCUAAAACAGUAGCGAUUCUGAAACUCGGCGAGCUGACUCGCGAGUCGCUGGGAUGCGAACCGGACGAGUCGCUGGUGGUGAAUUUCGCUUUCAAGUUGUACAGAAUGGCCGACGAGAGCGUUUCGACGGACAAUCCUCGCGACGAGUUGCUGAGGCGCGUGAAGGGGCUGGGGCCGCGCGUGGUGAUUUUGGUAGAACAGGAGAUGAACACAAAUACGGCGCCGUUUAUGGCGCGGGUGACGGAGACUUGCUCGUAUUACGGUGCCCUGUUUGACUCGUUCGAAGCGACGAUGAGCAGGGAUAACUCGGAGCGAGUUAAGAUCGAGGUGGGACUGAGUCGGAAGUUAGCGAACUCGGUUGCUUGUGAAGGGAGGGAUCGUGUGGAAAGAUGCGAGGUUUUUGGGAAGUGGCGGGCCCGGAUGGGAAUGGCUGGGUUCGAGUUGAAACCACUGAGUCAAAACGUGUCCGAAAAAUUAAAAGCUGAGAACCGAGUCAGCCCGGGUUUCAUGGUUACAAAUCAAAACGGUGGCGUUUGCAUUGGUUGGAUGGGUCGGACCCUCACAGUCGCAUCUGCUUGGCGUUAACUUCACUCUUUUUCUCAUUUUCUCUCUCUUUCAAUUUUUUUUUUGGGUUUUCCUUAUUAUUAUUAAUUGUUAAUGUUUUCCUG
This is a messenger RNA of Quercus lobata, 2216 nucleotides long. RefSeq names its product scarecrow-like protein 8. The transcript has a single exon. The record is from RefSeq and is a predicted model, not a curated record. Lineage: Eukaryota; Viridiplantae; Streptophyta; Magnoliopsida; Fagales; Fagaceae. Bases 256 to 2133 code for a protein of 625 amino acids.